AUGAAGCGAACGCCAGUGCUCAUACGAAAAAAGCAAAGUGACGACACAAAUCAGAACGGUGACAGUCAAAACCGUAACGAAGAAGGCAACGCGGAAGAAAGAUCGGAUUCGAAUCCGCUCUCCGUGAGCAAUCAGAAAAAACAGCACAAAGAAGGAGAAGAGAAGAAGAAAAUGGAAGCGAAGAUUCAAACAUUGGUGAAGAAGCGUGAAAUAGUAAGAAGAAAGAUGCAAAGGGUUUUUGUGGCGGUGUUGGAUCCAGAUAGUGCCAAUAACAAGAACAAACACUAUCUCCAGAUGCAAGUGGAAAUGCUGAAACGAUGUUACGUAGAAUUCAAUGACUUCCAAAACGAAAUCUACGACUUUCCUCUUAGCGAAGAGCGCCAAACGCAAGAAGAAAUGGUAUAUAUCGAAUUCGAGCAGGUUUAUAGCGACUUGAUUGUUCAGCUGACACAGAUGAUCGAAGAUACGAUGAAAGCUGAUCUACAACUAGCCCCCUCUCGACCACAGCCACAGAAUCAGGUAAUGCAAUCGAAUCUUCCGCCGUUGAAGGUACCAUUGCCUACUUUCGACGGUUCAUAUGAGAAUUGGUACGCCUUUCGCAGUAUGUUUGAGAAUAUUAUGGCCCGUUACAACGCAGAAUCGCCGGCUAUUAAGCUCUACCACCUUCGAAACGCGUUGGUAGGAAAAGCAGCAGGUAUAAUAGACCAGGAUAUCAUCAAUAACAAUGAUUAUGCCGCAGCCUGGAAAACGCUUCGAAAUAGAUUCGAGGAUAAACGGCUCAUUGUCAACAAGCACAUUGAAGCUAUUCUAAACCUUCCAAAAAUUACUAAGGAAAGUGCUGUUGAUCUACGAAGAAUGAUCGAUAUUUGCAACAAAAAUGUCGAUGCACUCACCAAUCUAAACCUGCCAGUCGUUGGGUUGGGUGAGAUGGUUAUCUUGAAUAUCCUAACAUCAAAAAUGGAUUACGAGACACGGAAGGCUUGGGAACUUGUGCAAAAACCGGGUGAGCUUCCCAAGUACACAAAUACGUUGGACUUCCUGAAUGACAGAUGCAAAGCUUUGGAGAAAAUUCAAACAACAGCAAAGACGUUCACUGAGCCGGCGAAGCUAAAUCGAUCGGCAGUAAAGACAGAGUUGAAAGGUCAUGCGCUCAUCACUGCGGAAGGACAGUGCGUUCAUUGCAAAAAACCGCAUCCAAUUUGGAAAUGUGAUGCAUUCAAGAAGGCUGAUUUUAUUACGCAAAAAUCCAGCCUAAUCAAGUCAGGAUCAUGCUUCAAUUGUCUACAAAGAGGACAUACAGCAAUCGAUUGUAAAUCAACACAUACGUGUAAGAAGUGUACCCAGAGACAUCACACGUUGCUUCACCAGGGAGAACCGAAAUCAACCACACCCCCCACAAAGGAAAAUCAGCAAAAGGACGAUGUAGAAUCCAGUUCCACACCAUUAAAUGGAAGUACAACCACCACGCUUUGCACCGUGGGUAAAACAGAACAGACACAGAGUCUAAUUGCGACGGCCGUGGUGUACGUUCAUGGAAAAGGCCACUCGAAAUUUGCUUGUCGAGCGGUGCUGGACUCAGCUUCCCACUCACACUUUGUUACGGAACAGUUUGCCACUUUGAUUGGUUUGAAACGAAAGCCUGCAUGCUGUGUCAUCUCUGGAAUCAAUGGACAGCAAGUUAACAUCAAGUUCAAACUUCAUACGAAGGUGGAAUCGAGAAUUAGCGAGUUUUCUACGAAUCCAUUAGAGCUGCUAAUAGUUCCAAAAAUAACUGGAGACCUUCCCUUGACUAAAUUCGACGCGAAGAUUGUACACAUUCCGACUGGCGUUGUUCUGGCAGAUCCAGCAUUCAAUUUGCCAGACAGAGUUGAUCUAUUGAUUGGUUCCGAAGUUUUCUUCAAGCUUCUGAAAUCGGGUCAACAUGAAUUCGGGGAUCAUCAUCCUUUUCUUCAAGAAACACAAUUCGGUUGGAUUGUAAGCGGACUAGUUCCUAUCGGAUUCCACACUGUAAGAAACAGUUUAACCAAUGUGGUUGAAGAAGACAAUUUGAACAGAAUUCUCUCCAAAUUUUACGAGGUGGAAACAUGCACGGAAACAUCGAUCAACGGAAAGGAAGAAGAGUCCUGCUUGGCUCAUUUCAAAGCGACUUACCAGCGGAAUUUGGCAGGUCGCUACAUUGUGAGGAUUCCAUUCAACGAUUUAAAAUUGAAGCUGGGUGAUUCCCGGAUUAUGGCGGAAAAACGUUUCUUAUCACUCGAGAGGCGGUUAGAUCGAGACCCUUUGUUGAAGGAGCAGUAUAAGGCAUUUAUUUGUGAGUAUGAGCACUUGAAUCAUUUACGCGAGAUGACACCAUCGAUCAGUGAGGAUGCAGGCAGUGCCUUCUACCUGCCUCACCAUUGCAUCUUGAAGCCAUCGAGUAGCACCACCAAGCUACGGGUUGUCUUCGACGGAUCAGCGGAGAGCAGUACUGGUGUUUCCAUCAAUCAAGCACAGCGUGCCGGUCCCACGGUACAAAAUGACCUUAUUUCCAUUUUGCUCAACUUCCGAUCGUACCGUUACGCUAUUAGCGCCGACAUUCCUAAAAUGUAUCGCCAGGUGGCGAUACAUCCUGACGAUCAACCAUACCAACGGAUACUUUGGAGAGAGAAUAGUGAUCAGCCAUUGAAGGUGCUACAGUUGACAACAGUGACGUACGGUUUGAAGUCGUCACCAUUUUUAGCAACUAUGUCUUUACUACAACUAGUAGAAGAUGAGGGUCAAGCGUUUCCCCUGGCAGCGCACGCUAUCAGUAGGUCAUGUUACAUUGACGAUAUGCUUUCAGGCGCUGAAAGCAUCCCCGAACUAUUUGAUUUGAAAGAGCAAAUGGACGAUCUAUUGGCCAAGGGAGGAUUCAGCCUCCAUAAGAUCUGCUCAAACUCCAUUGAACUACUGGAAGCGACUCCGGAACAUCAGCGUGAAAAUAGUCUGGAUAUCACAGACAAAACCAUCAAUAUUCCAAUUAAAACUCUGGGAAUCGCAUGGCAAUCACACAACGAUAUCUUCAGAAUAAGUAUUCCAACGCAGACUAACGAUAGGCUAACUAAACGAAGUAUCCUCAGUGAAAUCGCUAAAAUUUUUGAUCCUCUUGGAUUUCUUGGGCCAGUUUUGACUACAGCAAAACUUUUGAUGCGGGAGUUAAUUGAAUCAAAAUGGGACGAUCCGGUACCACCAAACAUUGCAGCACGCUGGAGUUCAUUCCGUGAAGAAUUAAAUUCACUUCAUGACAUGGAUUUACCUAGGCGUUUUAUCGUGGACGGUGCUGUGAGAAUUGAGCUUCAUGGGUUUUCGGAUGCAUCCGAUCAAGCGUGUGGCGCUUGUGUCUACGCGAGGUCAAUUUUACACGAUGGAACAUCACAACUGGUGUUGAUGUGCAGUAAGUCAAAAAUUUUGCCGAAGAAGAAGAAGGGAAAGCCUAAAACGAUAUCCACCCCACGCGCUGAAUUAGAAGCUGCAUUGUUGCUUGCCAAUUUGCUCAAGAAGCCAGAAAACCAGAGCAACUACUAG
This is a messenger RNA of Armigeres subalbatus, 3543 nucleotides long. RefSeq lists its product as uncharacterized. The coding region runs from base 1 to 3543 and encodes 1180 amino acids. Gene Ontology annotation, molecular function: zinc ion binding; nucleic acid binding. NCBI's taxonomy places the organism in Eukaryota, Metazoa, Arthropoda, Insecta, Diptera, Culicidae. The record is from RefSeq and is a predicted model, not a curated record. The transcript has 2 exons.